AUGCCUUUCUGUCGUCCCCCAUACUCAAAUGGACGCGACCACGCCGAAGACAUUUCCAUUCUUACAGCAGCCUACAGGGUUUCUGUCUCGUCAAUUCGGAACCUUGUGCCGGAGUUUCUUCAACUGGCAGAUGAACCUCUUAUAACAUCUCGACUGAUCCGGUAUGGGAAAAGCUCAGUCGGACCAUAUUCAGAGUUUGUUCAGCAGGUGGAGGUUUCAUAUCAGGGUGAAGUAUUUGACUUCAACUUGAUCCUGAUCUUGGACAACGAGAAGGCUAUCUUCCUCGGCCGUGAAAAAUACGGAUUUCCCAAAGUAUUUGGAGACAUUGACCUGCAAUCACCCAAUAAGGAUCAGAGCGUCUCCGGAAUAGCGGAGACCAUGGACAAAAAGUCUCGAAUUGAGUUUCGAUUCAUUCCAGCAGGGCCUCAAGAUUGCCAGGCUCCGAAAUCAACAAAACGGAUGCUCAACUUGAGGUACAUCCCUUCUCCCCUGCAUGGGGAACCUCCUUCGCUUCGCGAGUUAAUCCCGGUAACUAUGGCGAUGAAGUUCCCCGGCAUUCGGGCAGGGAAAUGUGACAUAACAUUUUCCAAAUCAUCACCGAUCGACCCAUGGACUCAGUUGCGCAUCAUCAAGCAUGAGUACGCUUUUUAUGGGGAGGGCGGGAAGGCGGAGCUCGAGGCACGUGAGAAGAGUAGUCUUUAA
Molecule: messenger RNA, 702 nt
Organism: Verticillium alfalfae VaMs.102
Lineage: Eukaryota; Fungi; Ascomycota; Sordariomycetes; Glomerellales; Plectosphaerellaceae
Product: decarboxylase DEC1
Exons: 1
Coding region: 1-702 (233 amino acids)
Molecular function (GO): lyase activity
Source: RefSeq, a predicted model, not a curated record